Gaeumannomyces tritici R3-111a-1 is the source of this 520-nucleotide messenger RNA. RefSeq lists its product as hypothetical. Lineage: Eukaryota; Fungi; Ascomycota; Sordariomycetes; Magnaporthales; Magnaporthaceae. The record is from RefSeq and is a predicted model, not a curated record. Bases 1 to 474 code for a protein of 157 amino acids. The transcript has 4 exons.
AUGCGACUGUGGCUUCUUGUCCAGUCGGCGGUGGCGGCUCUCCCGUUUGUUGGGACGGCUGUUGCCAAGCCGGAGAAGAUUCGUGGUGUUCGCGAUCCCAUCUACCACUUGUACCUACAGGCGCACCCUAGGAACGCCUCCCAGGUAGUGCUCGGCCCCGAGGCGACGGCGGGACAGUUCGACAUCGCGGGCACGAUCCGGUCGGCCACCACGGCCAGGUACCUCAACAUCGGGACCGACUCGACGUCGUACAAGACGCUCACGUUCGACAACUCCUCGCGCACCGACGCGUGGGGCCUCGAGGGCGACACCAUCAUCACCCGGCAGGGGAGCAGUCUGGGGAGGAACUUGAACUUUGUAGUGUGUCGCCUCGAGGGUAGCUACUGGCAGAUCUGGCUGCAGACCGGGAGCGCGAUGCCGAGUGGAAGCAGUUGCAGCAACUACCAGACAAUCCAUCUGCCCUGCCUUUGUUAGGGGUAGAUGGCAAGAGGGGGAGGUCGGGAUUGUGCAUGUGAUGGUG